AACUUCAGUGUUUCAUCACUGCACCAACAGCACCGCCUGCAGCAGCAGCAUUCCUGUGCAGAACACAGCAGGUAAGCAGCUGCUGUGGGGUAGGGAAGUACAAAUCCACUGGCUUUACAAGUGUGCUCUGGAAGUGCUUUCAGCUUUCCAAAUGCAGCUCUCGGGAUGCAGCCGGCACUAGGACCUGCCUGAAGCCUCUACGCCCCAGCCUGCAGGGAGCAGAUGAAUCCAGCAGAGCGCGGGUGGCACUGCCGUGCCGCCGCCGGGAGCCCCGCACCGCGAGCCCGGUGCAGCGGGGCCGGGGCCCUUGGCCGCCGAUGCUCCAGCUCUGCCAGGUCACGGCCUCGCUGCUCCUGGGCACGGCCAGGGCAGCGUGCGACGAGGAGCUGCUGGCGCGCGAGGGGGUCACCUUCUGCGUGAACGUCACCAGGCAGCAGCCGUUCCCCCGCCUGCAGCGCGUCCGCGGCAUUCGCGUGCCCGUGUUCGACGACCCGGCCGAGGACCUGUACCGCUACUUCGAGCCGUGCGGCGCCGCCAUCGAGGAGGCCGUGCGCUGCGGGGGGAAGUGCCUGGUUUACUGCAAGAACGGCCGCAGCCGCUCCGCUGCCAUUUGCACGGCUUAUCUGAUGAGACACUGCCAGCUCCCGCUCAAGGACGCGUUCGAGGCUGUGAAAACUGCCAGACCCGUAGCAGAACCAAAUGCAGGAUUUUGGUCUCAGCUGCAGAGAUAUGAAGAAGAUUUGCAGAUACCAAAGCAGUCUGCUCUGCUGAGCAAAGGACUUAAAAAUAGCAAUGUGUGAAGAUACUUUAAAGAAAGUGAAGUGACUUGCUACAGACUUUAAAAAAAAAGGAAAAAAAAUCACUUCCUAAAUCACCUGUACAUAAAACACUUUACCCCCAUAACCUAGUUGAUAGUUCAAUAAAUUCAUUCAGAGCAUUUCUGUUGACAGUGCCUGGAAACAGAGCAGAUAAGCAGGGAAUAACAGCAGAAACAGAAAAUGGUUGGAAGGGCUGUAAGCAAACCAGAGAAAGGCAUGGAAUCUUCAGCAGUUAUUUUCCCCUGAAUGGCACUGAAUAUGGUAACGAUGUACUGAGCAAAGGAAGGAGUUACCACACAGGGAUUCUACUCGUUUUUUAAUUAAACUUCCCAGUGAUGCCAUCAGAAGACAUGAUGCCAGACCAAGGAAGUUCGGAAUUUCUCUCUCACCUACCGGACCAUAAUUCAUGUUAAUGAGCUGACACAACCUUUGGUGGGAAACUGACAGUGGUUGUUGCUUUGUCUCUGCUAUUUUCCUUAUGUUCAACUAGACCAAAGUACCUUUGAGAAUUACCUAAAAAUCCAGAAUAUGCAGAUGAUGGUAAGGACUUCAGCUCCCACCAUGCAGGCUAAGUGCCUUUUCAGCUUUUGAAAUGAUUCUCUUAAACAGCAGAGGAAUUCUUUAAAAAACUGAAGAUGACAGUGGAGGGAAGAAGAUGACACUGGCAAUCUAGAAGUAAUAACCACUCCUUUUAGCUUUACUUACUAAGUCUAACAGUGCCCAGUUCAUGCCCUAAUGUGUUAGUUUACAAGUCAGCUGUUCCUGCAUGCAAGCAACAUGGCUAAAUCGUUUCUGCUGAGACUGCUUGCAGGUUGCCCUCUGAAAUUAUCUAUCGGGCCAUCAAGGAAACCACAUGAAACUUCUAGGUCAGACUGCUAGAUGUUUAUCAUUAGCCAUUCAAACUAGAUUUUUGUCAAACUGUAUGAAUACAUUUGUAAUUUUAAAGGGACAAGUUAUGGAACCUGUGAACCUGCAGAGUGAAAUUCCAUUCCACCUUACUGAAGGCAAGUAAAGUUAGCUCACUGCCAUCUGCCUAAGUGCUCGCACAAGGCAAACAUAUGCUCCCAGCAGUGGAGUAGUUUAAGAAAGAAAUUCUAAUGAUGGAACAAUGACAGAAAAUAAAACUACUGGGGAAUUACUUGAAUUAGACAAUUCAGAUGCAGUAAAAGUUCCCAAAUUUAAAGACUGCUCAAAGUUAAACUAGUAUUAUCAUUUUCUUAGUUACCACAUGGCAUUUUGCACCAGAUGCUUUCUCCACUCCCAGAUGUGUUUGGUUCAUUCUGUAUCAUUUAUCUUCUGUAUCUGCAUGACAACCAACAAGGAAUUUGUUGCACAUCUGCAGAUUUGAAGGUGAGUGGUUGCUAGAAUAUUUUUUUGUAGCUUUUGUAAACCUUGACUAUCAAAGAUAAGAAUUUCAGUAUAACAGCAGAUCCUUAUUAGAGGAUUCCAUUCGUCAAAAAAUGUUUCAGUGAGUCUGUGGAACAAAGUUUAUUUCUUGUCAAAACUAAAGCUGCUAAACAAAAGAAGGAAGCUAAAUAUUAAUGAAAACACAUUUCUAACUGUGAGGCAUAUGAACUUGCAGUCAGAUAUAGCUAUCAGUUCCACAUGGUUGAGUCAGCUGAAAUAGAAACCAUUGCUCUUGAGUGUCAGCGUAUACUGUGCUCUGGUUAAAUUUUACCAGGCUUCUCAGCACACAGAAAACCUUCAUGCCACAGGAUUUCACAUCACAGCAUCUUCUGUAGAAAGCUAUUUACAUCUGAAAACCAUUCCUAUUUACAGCAAAAACCAUACCUCCUCCUUGUACUGCUCCAAAGUAAGGCAUAGGAUUUUAACUUGGAACCAGAACAAAGAAGCAGUUCACAAGCCACUAACACUACAGGUGAUGCAGAGUGUAAGCUCAGACAUACUCCUUGUUGCUUAUGACCGUCUCAGAGUUCCUGGGGUACAUGCGUGGCUGAGAAGCUGCCUGGGCUGCUGAAUAUGCAUAUUUGUUGGGACUGUAAAUUAAGAAAAAAAAGAUAUAAAAUAGUAGGUAUUAGACACAUGCCCAUGGUCUCAGAUACUUAGAAGUUACUCAAUUAGCUCUGUAUCCAACCCACCAAUAGCACGUUCUUCACAACGGUGCAGAAAUUAGAGGCCUCCUGUUCUCAUCAUUCUGGUAGCUAAGGGGAAAUAGAUGGGGUCCCUGAUGGGCUGCACAGCCCAUUCCCUCAUAACCAAAACCACACUCUGGAUUCCUAACUCACAUGUGCUCUUCCCUGAGGCAUUUCAGUCAAGGCCCUAAAGCAGAAGAGAACCUAGCCCUCAACACUUUUGUCCAAGCUGCAGGUUUUAAUACAGGAAUCAAAAUGAUGAAGAAAGAAAACAGAAGUGUCUUCAGCCAACCCCUUCAACUGUCAUUCAUCACACUGAACAUCUAUUUCAACUAUCAGUUUUACCUGAUUUUCAGGACAUUUCAGGACAUUUGGUACUUCAUAUCAAAGUACGGUGAGCAAAAUCUAAAGUCCAAUGUGGCUGAUGAAAUAUUACCAUAAAACUGAAAUGGUUUCAGAUUGGGCAAUGGAGUAUCAGAGGAACACUCACUCACUAUAUUUUGACAUAACUUUCCUAAGAUUAAAUAGAGCAGCAGUGAAUAUGCUUCUUCCUUGCAUAUUAUAAUCCUCUCGAGCUUAGCUAGUACAACCUCCAAGCUAUUUGAGUUCUGGUAGACAUGGACUUCUGCUAUUUCUGUCCUCUCCUUCAAAAAGAGACCUUCUGUACGUGUCAAAAUUUAAGACUGAAGUAAAAAUGCAGGGAAGGUUAAAUAUUGAGGCCAGAAAUCCCAACUUUUGUGAUUUGACCUGCGACAAGACAUUUCCAUAAAGAACAAGAAAAAAACCAUAUUUGUAGUGAUCAGUUCCAGGUGCUUUGGGAAAUGCCUUUACACUUUCUUGCAAAUUGAACAGUGUUUGAAUAUUUUACUCACAGUGUGUACUGCAGAGAAACUGGAUCAUAAUACAUUAUGGGGUUUUAUAUACUUUUCUUUUGGCAACAGUUUGCUCUUUCACUGCACAUAUUCACCAUGUAGAACUUAGAACCACCAGCAGUGCCCAGAAUUACCAAAUACAAGUUAGAGGUGACUGCCAAUGGUGGUGCAUCAAGUACCCUGGUCUGGGAGGUGCAAGUCUUUGGGACAGCAUCCCCUGCCAUCACCAGUCUGUGACAUGCCAUAGCACUGUUUGUAAUUUACACCACAUAUUUAUACCAGGGGGUGAGAGAGAGACAGAAUAGUGCACAGAUAGAAAGUGGCAUGUCAUUGACAGCUACUACUUCAACUGACAAAUCCAAGAUUACCUGUAAUUCUCUUUUUCCUUCCCUUUGCAUGAACAGGUCAGUAAGAUCCCACCAAGUAUAUAAAGAACAGAUCCAGCCCAGCCUAAGUACAGAGCUUCUCCUAGCUCAUACCUGAAACAUGAAAGAUUUUAUGGAAACAACUUAUAACAGGAUCACAAAGCCAUGCAAACAAAUUCUAAUCUGCAUAGAAAUCAGCUAACUGAAAGGCACUUCAACAGUUAACAGAAAACAGACCCAGCUUUGGGUCUGCUCAGUAAAACUCUUCUUUUUAUAGAGUUGCUUUGCCAAAUUAGUGCCAGUACAGAGAGUACUAAGCAACAUAAAGAUAAGUAGCAAUAAGUAAUUGUGUGUAUUUAACAAAUUGUUGAUAAAUAAUAAUAACAACAUACCUCCUGUGCCACCCACAGCACUUAUUUUGCCCUUUUAUUGGCUGUCACUGAAAUGAUUUUGUGAAACUGAAUGAUUCAGAUCUUACUGUCUGUAUGCUGAGAAAAGGCUGACCAUGGACAUCAGUUUUCUGGGAAACACAAUGCUAGGUCACUUACAAGUAGCUGGUUGUAUAGGGCUAGUUUUAAAAUUUAGGUAUCCUAAAGGAUAUUCAGCACCCUCUGUGGCUGUAUGGCUGAAAGGCAUUUAUGAAUGUCCCAGGCUGAAAAAGAAUAGUUCUCUGUUUUACUGUACAGAACUAUACCUUUCAGGAAACCUCCUAGUCCAGUCCAAGAAAUUCAUUGAUAAUGAAUUUCUCCCAAAGACUAGACACAACUGGGUCUGGAAAAGUCUGGCAGGAGUUUCACAAAAAGAGGAACACAAAUUUUUAUGAUCAGAGAAAAACUAUAUCCACGAUCCACCUGUACAUCUGUGGUCUGAAAUAUAAGGGCAAAAUAUAAGGGCAAAAUAAGUGUCAUGGACUGCAUUGAAGGUACACUGGAACCAGAGACUUGUGUUUUCUUUCCACUUGUAAACACAAAAUCAUUAUUUUAAAAUGUCAAAGCUUCUGACUCUGGAACUCAUUGCUAACAGGAGGGUUUCAGAGGUUUACACAGGUUCACAGCUCUCCGUGUUCUCAUUGCACAUGGGAGCCACAAGGUCUCUGCUGGUUUAGGUACUUCCAAACAUGGAAGCACAGAGUCAUUAUCAAAAAAAUCCAGGAGUACAAGUUGCACAUUGCCCAGUGCCUGCAAUUAUUUCUGCUCACCAGUCACCUACAGACAAGAAUGAUGCAGAUGUCAUACCAAAGGAAAGUAUAUAGGAGACAUCUGCAGGAGAACUUCGUUUGCCUUCAAAGCUGUAGGAGAAACUCCUCUAAGAAUUGGCAGAGGUUAACUUCACUAAUUUGCUGAAGUCACACCAAAAAAAUGCAGUCUGAAAAACUAGAUUUGCCAGUCUCUUAAGAAUGAAGAUCAAUACUGGCAUGCAAUUGAAUUUAAACUCAUCUCACAGACUCCAUGUCCAGCUUUACCAAUGAUCAAACUUAAUUCAUCAAGAACUUCUCAGUGAAUCAAUAGCUUAAACAUGAAGUUUAGAUAUUAAAAAAAAAUAUUUCUUCAGCUACUGAAUGCAAACCAUCUGGUAACUGAUUAACAGGCAUUGAUGUUGAAGCCCCAAAGCUAUAGCAGGUAACUAUAAAACACACCAACUAUCCGACUAACCGAAAUUCCUUAUCAACAGUUGUUUCAGUUCUCUGAUGUAUUUAUUACCCUUCAUGUAGUUCUCUCAAGGGGAUAUAAAACAACAAAAAGUAACUGCACAAAUACAAUUUCUUUGUAAGUACUUCAUUGAAAACACAGGGAAAACUGACAAACAAUGAAAGCAAUUGCUUAAAGUACUUUGAUUUACCACAAAGCACUUCACCUCUGACUUCCCUGAACUGAUUCCGAGGCAGGAACUUACAAAACACUUCAAAUACGAUCCUAGCAACUAACAAUUUAUAGUUUACUGAUCUAUGAAUUAUAUACUUGGUAGAAGUAUGUUAUAUAUGUCUCAUAUUCCACAGACAAUAUAUUUCCCUCUCCUUUUCCCCCUCUCUGAAGGAGAGGCCCAGUCACCUCUACCCUUGUUCCUCAUUGCUAAGCAGGGCACCUAGAUAAGGUGCCAUAAGCUGCCAUUUGGUUUUGACAACUGUUAGUUUUAUAUCAGACAAAGAGUAAGGGCUUUUAUACCUCAAAACCUGUUUGCAUGCAACUGCACUAGCUGAAAAUCCCAAAAAUUUUGCCUCAUUUUAAUUCAUAGGGCAAAAAAAUGUUGAGCUGUUAAUAUAUAGACAUAUAUAAGACAGGCAGCAAAUUUCUCUGCAGAUCACUAGUACAAAGCUCGAGCUGCUUUGCAUGUGACUUUCCCUUGCAUGUACAUCUGAGGCACUUUAUUCUAGCCAGAACUUGUCUUUUGUACCUCUUUUGGUUUAAAUGCCAAAGCAGAUUAGGAAUUUUGCCUUUUCUUCUUAAUAACACUGAGAUAUGCACUUAAUUGAGUCUCUCAAGAAUAUACAAACACAGUACAAAACCCCUCAGAUGCGGGGUUGAUAUUCCUCACAUAUUCAUUAACUCUUCCAGGAAAGAACUCUCUUCCCUCCCCAACGGCACCUCUGAGGUGAAAAGAUUCCCUGAGUACAACUUUUUCCUCCUGUAGGACUGGAUUAUGGGAUCCAUCCAGGUUCUGAAACUCUGGAGCAGCUGAGGUUAGUGCAGCUGUCUAACACAUGAUGGAGUUUGGUAUGACAAAUACAUUAACUUACUUGGUUCCAGCGUACAGUUGGUUAAAAAACUGAGCAGUAACCAUUGCAGCAUACCAAGAAACAGCCACCAUGGAGCAGAGACCUACCAGAAAAAGUUAAAAAGCACACAUGAGUGAUUCAAAGGCUGUAACAGCUUUAAACCAAGAACAAGUUCAUUUCAUUUAGUCUGGCUGUGAAAGCAAUACAAAGUAUCAAUAGUGCUCUCAUUUCAGCCUCGAUAUUACCUCCUAAAAUAAAAAGAAAUCCGCCUGUGACGGCAAACUUCAUUUUUCCAUCUUCAUCACUCAACCCAAUGUUUGUGCACUUCAAACCAAGCAGUGAGAGUACUGUAGCCAAGAAUCCCAGAAGGAUGGAAGUAAUCAUCAGGGCACGGCAUGCCUGAAUGUGAGCUAAGACAUAAAAGAGAAAACAAAUCAGGAUCUAUACAGAAAUUACAUUAACGUUGUGCUGAAAAAAAUAAAAGUGAUUCGAGGGAGUGACAAAAUUAA
Messenger RNA from Corvus hawaiiensis (hawaiian crow), 7370 nucleotides. It is a transcript of the gene DUSP28, whose product is annotated as dual specificity phosphatase 28. The coding region runs from base 318 to 800 and encodes 160 amino acids. NCBI's taxonomy places the organism in Eukaryota, Metazoa, Chordata, Aves, Passeriformes, Corvidae. Gene Ontology annotation, cellular component: cytoplasm. The transcript has 2 exons. Gene Ontology annotation, biological process: protein dephosphorylation. Gene Ontology annotation, molecular function: MAP kinase tyrosine/serine/threonine phosphatase activity. The record is from RefSeq and is a predicted model, not a curated record.